AUUGCACUGAUCCCGACACUAUGUCUGCUCUCGACGACCAUCUGCCUCCAGAUGGGGGCUACGGUUGGAUAUGUGUAGCUUCGUGCUUUCUGCUCAACUUUUCGACCUGGGGCGCAGUAUCAUCUUAUGGCAUCUACCUCAGUUACUAUCUGGACGACGAGCGCUUCGCCGAUGCCUCCGAUCUCGAUUUCGCCUUUAUCGGUGGCUUCAAUUUUGCAUUUGCUAUGCUUGCAGCUCCUGCAGUCACGGUCUUUGUGCGUCGUUUUGGUAUGCACGCAUCCAUGUGUGUUGGUCUCGUACUACAAACGACUGGAUAUGUUACGGCAGGCUUCACCAACCAUGUCUGGCAGCUGUAUCUCUCCCAGGGGCUUCUGGUAGGCCUUGGAAUUGGAUUCAUCUAUGUGCCUAGUCUACCUGUGCUUUCGCAGUGGUUUCAAUCGCGCCGGAGUCUGGCAAAUGGGAUUAGUAGCGCUGGGUCUGGUGUUGGAGGUGCGUUGUUUACCUGGUCUACAGGUGCGAUCAUCGAUGCUCUGGGCGUACAGUGGGUAUUAUGCAUUAUGGGGAUCAUAACAUCUGCUCUGAUCGCUCUUGCUAUCUCCUUGAUUCGCGAUCGCAACAAGCACAUCCGUCCCUCUCAGUUGGCCAUCGAUGUAAAUCUGCUUCGACGCCCGGAUGUGCUUCUCCUGCUCGCAUGGACGUUUACUAGCAUGCUUGGCUAUAUUGCCUUGCUUUUCUCACUCUCCGACUACGCAACUGCAAUCGGUCUGUCUCGACAGCAGGCUACAAACGUGGUAGGGUUCCUCAACAUUGGUACUGCUGUUGGACGGCCGAUCGUCGGUAUCGCCAGCGACAAAUCGAGUCGACUUGAUGUCGCAGGAAUCUUGACACUGUUCUGUGGACUGAUUUGUUUCAUCUUCUGGAUUCCAACACAGGGGUUCGCAUUAUUGGUGGUUUUCGCAUUGCUCGCUGGGGCAGUUCUGGGGGUCUUUUGGAUGGUGAGUGUCUUGCGCUUUUCUCUC
Molecule: messenger RNA, 1019 nt
Organism: Aureobasidium musti
Lineage: Eukaryota; Fungi; Ascomycota; Dothideomycetes; Dothideales; Saccotheciaceae
Source: the annotation of a GenBank genome assembly